Messenger RNA from Oncorhynchus tshawytscha (Chinook salmon), 2847 nucleotides. RefSeq lists its product as uncharacterized. Gene Ontology annotation, molecular function: nucleic acid binding; zinc ion binding. Bases 1130 to 1807 code for a protein of 225 amino acids. NCBI's taxonomy places the organism in Eukaryota, Metazoa, Chordata, Actinopteri, Salmoniformes, Salmonidae. The transcript has 3 exons. The record is from RefSeq and is a predicted model, not a curated record.
CCAUUUUAAAUUCCGGUUGUAACACACAGUGGAAAAAGUCAAGGGGUGUGAAUACUUUUUGAAUGUACUCAAAUGUUGAUGACAUUUAUAUACCAGACAUGGUAAUUACAUAUUUGCAAUCACCACUUGACACCGUCUGUGGUUUGGUGUGCACUAUCCUAUGUUUAAAAUAUACCUGCAAAGGCCAUGAAGACAUUGUCAUCCAAGGAGCAGAUUUUGCACACUGUCCUGUCUUCUUGGAGCUUGGCAACAGUUUUCUUCUCCACUCCUAGAACAACAACAUUUUUUCCUCGCACUCCAACCUGUAAAAGAAUUAGGCACAAUUGAUACCAUUAUGCCAGUUGGAGCUCAAUUUGGUUCCCACCAUGCACUUCUCUUUGAUAGGCUACAUGGUGGCAUGCUUGACCCAAAAGUCAUUUAAAUAUUUAAAGGGGUAGUGCAGUCAAAAACCUGAUUUCCUAUUUUUGCAUAUAGAUAUUUAUUUCCAUACAUAUGUAUGUGUGUGUAUAUAUAUAUAUAUAUAUAUAUAUAUCUCUUUAUCCAUACUGAAUUUUUCAGAUUAAGUUUGUGAGUGAAUUAAACAUGGUCAAUUGCUUUCAUGAGCUUUUUUCUCUCACUACCCUGAGUUUAAAACAAGGGUUUAGCUAUCUUGGAAUUAAGAACAUUUCCAAUAACUUUAUUUUUUAUUACAUUUCGUCUUAUUUUUUUGUUUAAGUAUAAACAUAUGAAAUGGAGCAAGAAAAUGUCCAAAAACCUUUUGGAGGAAUUGCACACUUAACUUUCUUAAGUAUAUAGUUAAGAAAAAAAGGGCAGUUAACAAGAAAUUGCUUCUUAAGGUUUUAUGAAUUUGGGCCCUGCACCUGCGAAAUUCGGCGCGAAAGGACCCGAUUUCGUGUUUUUACGAAUUAGUUAGCUAUCCAACGUUGCCAUGACAUCGACUACAAGUGUGAUGGGAGAAGGAGAAGCAGUUAUUGGAGAAGCAGUUUUAGCAAAGAUAUAACUAAGCCAAGAUAGUUGUGUCAUCUGUGUCGUUCACAGGGGCCAUGUUCACUACCAGGACCAGCCCAAGCUGUGCCGUAAGUGUGGUGAACAUGGCCACCUUGCAGACGCCUGUCAGAAGGUUGUCUGCAUGAAGUGCCGGGAGGUGGGCCACCGCUACGAGGAGUGCACGAACGGAAGGUCGUGCAACCUCUGUGGCGAGCGGUCCCACCUCAUCCGCGACUGCCCCUCCUCCUGGGCCAACAGGGCCAAGGCUGGAAGGAGGGAGUGGGCGGCCGCGGACCGGGCUUUCGAGCGCCAGAGGGCUGGAACGGCAGUUGCCGAGGUGGUAGUGGAGGAGCCGGUGGUGGUGGAGGAGGAGGCAGUAGUGGAGCCGGUAGUGGUGGUGGAGGAGACAGUUGUGGAGCCGGUGGUGGUGGUAGUGGCUGUAGUGGAGGGCGCGGAAGGUGUAGUGGUGGAAGAAGUGGGAGGAGAGGACAAAACCCUCCCCACCCCAAUCCCCCUGCCCCAGACUAAUGUGACCCCUGAAGGACAAAGGGCAGAGAAAGACGGCUCCGGAGAGAUGUUCAGCGAAAGCUCCCCAAGUGGGUCAGAUAUUAUAGGGUCGGUGUCGGAAAGCACCAUGGAGACUGUGUCAGAAGGUACGGGAGAGGAGGGGGAGAUUCUGAAGGAACACCUCCCCCUACGUAAAAGAAACGCUGAAGAGCUCUCUGACCCCGAACAGGGAAAUGGGGGGAUACGUGGCAGCACGGGCCCUCCAUUUGGAGUGGCUCCAAUUUUAACAAGAACGACGGUGUUGCCAUUUUAAUCAAGACCCCACAGGUGGUGGUGAAGGGGAGCACGGUGGUGGUAGGAUCGGGAACCAGUAUGUCCAGUGCGCGGGCUCGCUAUAGGUGAGCCCACAACGGUUUGGCGCAACGUGGCCCACCCUGCUCUCCUGAAUCGGCAUCGGGACCUGUCCUGGAUGGUCGCCCACGAGAUCCUCCCGGUCAGGGCCGUUAUGCACUCACGGGGCAUGGCGAGGACAUCCGCGUGCCCCGACCAGGCUGCGGCCAAGAAGAGUCGGUGAGGCACAUGCUCUGGGAGUGCAGAGCCGCCAGGGACCUGUGGAAGGAAGCAGGCCCCUGAUCACCUCGUGUCUGCCAGCAGGGGAGGACCUAACACCUCAGCUCGUGCUGUAUGGGGUGGGCCGAAGGCCCAUUUCAUCGAAGACCUUCACCAAGCUCUGGCCCACCCUCACGUGCCUGAAGGAAGCACUGUGGUCCUCCCGUAACCUGCUGGUAGCGAAAAACGUAGAGACCACCCCCAGGCAGUGGCCAUGGUAGCCACGGAAGCCCUGGGGUGGUACGAAAGGAAGGGGGCCUCGACCCCAGGCGAAGGGUCCCCCACAACACCCUAGGUCCCGGCGGCCACGGCCUGACAGCGCUGCGGCGCCUAGGGCGAUGCGCCUAGGGGAGGGAUCUCCUCUGGGCCCCGAAGGACGGGACGAUGAUCUAUUCAGAAGAGCAGGAUGAGGUGAGCUUGAUAAUGACUCACCCCGCUCCUGUACAAGGGACUGAAGACAGCUUUUUAACAAAGUGGCUUUUUAACAUGUUUUUCAUGUCUUAAAAAUGUUUUACCUUUGUUAGAUCAUUAGUACACAUUUUAAAUGGCUUUACAGAUUUGAUGUUUUUACAAGGAAAGUACUUUUAUUAAUGGUUGUUUUCAUUGGUUUUAACAUGUACUUUUUAACAAAUUUAAAUGCAACUUUCAAAUGCUGUGUUUUAUGCUUUGUUGCUGUUUUUAUGUGUAUAAAUGAUGUAAAAAAUGUAUGAGCUUUUUAAAGGAAUUGUGCCAAUAAAACUUUUC